Drosophila bipectinata is the source of this 3482-nucleotide messenger RNA. It is a transcript of the gene comt, whose product is annotated as comatose. Gene Ontology annotation, cellular component: Golgi stack. The record is from RefSeq and is a predicted model, not a curated record. Gene Ontology annotation, biological process: Golgi to plasma membrane protein transport; intra-Golgi vesicle-mediated transport; SNARE complex disassembly. Lineage: Eukaryota; Metazoa; Arthropoda; Insecta; Diptera; Drosophilidae. Gene Ontology annotation, molecular function: ATP hydrolysis activity; ATP binding.
AAUGAGGAGAAAAAUUCCAUGAAUUCCAGAUGAAUUCCAGCGUUUGCAUUGCAAUACACCUGUGUAAGCUUCAAACAAUAAUCCCUGCUAAAAGCCAAUAAGUUGACUCGAUUAUUGGCCAAGUGUCUAAUUGUUUCGUGGAGUGUGCACCGAAAAACAAACCUCCCGAGUUCAAACCAGAAAGUGGAAAGGCUUACCUAGGGUCAUAAUUAUUUGAAAUUGUGUGUCAGUAGGAGAAAUCGAUUUUAUUUUCGGGAAGCUGUAAACAACCCCUGUGCUUCAACAACCAACAUCCAGCACCAAAAAUGGCUUAUAGAUUAAAGGCCACAAAGUGUCCCACGGACGAGCUUUCCCUCACCAAUCGUGCUAUUGUGAAUGUUGGCGACUUUCCCGACGAUGUCAAGUAUGCAGACAUCUCGCCCGCCCCGGGCCAGCACUUCAUCUUCGCCCUGGAGAAGACGGUGGAGGUGCCCAGCGGCUAUGUCGGCUUCUCCCUGGUCCAGCGCAAGUGGGCCAUGGUCUCCAUCAACCAGGAGCUGGAGGUGCGUCCCUACCGCUUCGAUGCCAACUCCGAUGUCAUCACCUGUGUCUCCUUCGAAACUGAUUUCCUUCAAAAGAAAACCGUCUCCCAGGAACCGUACGACUCCGACCAAAUGGCCAAGGAGUUCAUCAUGCAGUUCGCCGGCAUGGCCCUCACCGUGGGCCAGUCGCUGGUGUUCAACUUCAAGGACAAGAAGCUCCUGGGCUUGGCCGUAAAGUCCUUGGAGGCCAUCGACCCGAAGAGCCUGGGCGAGGGCAAGGAGCCGGCGAUGCGGAAUGUGCGCUUCGGGCGCAUCCUGGGCAACACGGUGGUGCAGUUCGAGAAGGCGGAGAACAGCUCCCUGAACCUGCAGGGCAAGAGCAAGGGCAAGGUGGUGCGCCAGUCGAUCAUCAAUCCGGACUGGGACUUUGGAAAGAUGGGAAUCGGCGGCCUGGACAAGGAGUUCAACUCGAUCUUCCGGCGGGCCUUCGCCUCGCGAGUCUUCCCCCCGGAACUGGUGGAGCAGCUGGGCUGCAAGCACGUCAAGGGCAUCCUCCUGUACGGCCCGCCCGGCACCGGCAAGACCCUGAUGGCCCGCCAGAUCGGCACCAUGCUGAAUGCCCGCGAGCCGAAGAUCGUCAACGGGCCGCAGAUCCUGGACAAGUACGUGGGCGAGUCGGAGGCCAAUGUGCGCCGGCUGUUCGCCGAGGCCGAGGAGGAGGAGAAGCGGCUGGGCCCCAACAGCGGCCUGCACAUCAUCAUCUUCGACGAGAUCGACGCCAUCUGCAAGCAGCGUGGCUCCGUGGCCGGCAACAGUGGCGUCCACGACACGGUGGUCAACCAGCUGCUGACCAAGAUCGAUGGCGUCGACCAGCUGAACAACAUCCUGGUGAUCGGGAUGACCAAUCGACGGGACAUGAUCGACGAGGCUCUGCUGCGACCCGGCCGCCUCGAGGUCCAGAUGGAGAUCAGCCUGCCGAACGAGCAGGGCCGCGUCCAGAUCCUCAACAUCCACACCAAGCGGAUGCGGGACUUCAACAAGAUCAACGAGGACGUCGACUGCAAGGAGAUCGCCGCCCUCACCAAGAACUUCAGCGGCGCCGAGCUGGAGGGUCUGGUGCGUGCCGCCCAGUCCAGUGCCAUGAAUCGACUGAUCAAGGCCGACGCCAAGGUCACCGUCGAUCCCGAGGCCAUGGAGAAGCUGAAGGUGAACCGCGACGACUUCCUGCACUCCCUGGAGAACGACAUCAAGCCGGCCUUCGGCACAGCCCAGGAGAUCCUCGACAAUAUGCUCGCCCGCGGCGUCAUCAACUGGGGCACUCCCGUCAGCAAUCUUCUGGAGGACGGCAUGCUCUACGUGCAGCAGGCCAAGGCUCCCGAGUCCAGUGGCCUGGUCUCUGUCCUGGUGGCCGGGGCCCCCAACUCGGGCAAGACCGCUCUGGCCGCCCAGCUGGCCAAGAUGUCGGACUUCCCGUUCGUCAAGGUCUGCUCGCCGGAGGACAUGGUCGGCUUCACCGAGUCGGCCAAGUGCCUGCACAUCCGGAAGAUCUUCGACGACGCCUACCGCUCCACGCUCAGCUGCAUUGUGGUGGACAACGUGGAGCGGCUGUUGGACUACGGCUCCAUUGGACCGCGCUACUCCAAUAUGACGCUCCAGGCCCUGCUGGUGCUGCUCAAGAAACAGCCGCCCAAGGGCCGGAAGCUCCUCAUCCUGUGCACCUCCAGUCGUCGGGAGGUCCUGGAGGAGAUGGAGAUGCUGACGGCCUUCACUUCGGUGCUGCAUGUGCCGAAUCUAUCGCAUCCGGAACACAUCCUGGCCGUGCUCGAGCACACGGAUAUCUUUAGCAAGGGCGAGGUGCAAGCCAUCGGCAAGAAAAUGGCCGGAAAGAGGGUCUUCAUUGGCAUCAAGAAGCUACUGGGCCUCAUCGACAUGGCCCGGCAGACCGAGCCCUCCCAGCGGGCCAUCAAGUUUCUGUCCAAAAUGGAGGAGGAGGGCGGCCUCGACAUGGUGGCCCGCCAGUAGGCGCCACCCUGCGACCCAGCCACCUCCCAAUACAAUGCAAUCUCAAUUAUUAGCUUCUAAGUGCAGGAGUUGGAGGCAGAGGCACGACAAACACCGCAACCACAAUAUAUAUAAAAUGCAAGCCGAUGCAGAAUCCGAUCUAAACACUAUAUAUGGUACAUAUAUGUACGACCCAGGCUUUGCGUUGUUCGGAUUAUAUAGACAUAUAUAUAUAUAUAUGUAAUGGAAGAGGAGCUAUUUACGUAAUUCCCGUGUUUCUGAGUUCCCGUACACAGAGCACAAUCAGAUCGGAGAGAUAUAUGUGAGAUAUAGUAUGUGAGACCCGGGACCUGAAGAUUUCACAAAGAAGAAGAAAGCGCUGGAGAGCGAGAGAGCUGUUACAGAAGAUAGUCUCAAUAACCAAUAUUAGCAUGAUAUCCUUAUCGUUGACUUUAAUUUUAGGAUCCAGGAUAUCUCCUUCAGGAUCCAGGAUAUCGCUUGGCAGACACCGAAAGCCACAAGAAAACACCAAAAAAAAAAGAAAAUACGAGAAAAAAAAACCAAAGUUGUUGUUUAUCAGUGAUUACGAACGAAACUACCUAAUUAAUUAAUUAACAAAGAACAUAAAAAGAAAUUUAUUAAAUCAAAUAUUGUUAACCGCCAAUGUUAUAUAUACAUAUACGUAUAUCUUUAAAUAAAGCAAACGAUCUCGAAUUCCAUCUUAGGUGGCUCUACAUAGGCCCUGAAUAUAUUAUAUAUAUAUAUUAAUAUAAAUAAAGCAAUUAACUAAUUCAACCAACUAACUAAAGACGCUCACUAAAGCUAUAAUAAUUGUUUUUAUGUUUUUAUUUUGAAUUAUAAUACCUUUUCCUAAAAGUAAGCUUUAUAAAUAUGGCAAAAAAUGUGUUCUCUAAAUGUUUACAAAAAUAUAAAAACCCCAAUUGGCAAUUAAAAACAUAA